AUGUGUAAGCACAUUAUGCAGACACCUCGCGAUCAAUGCAAUAUCUGCAUGGAGGAGGAAAAGAGGGCUACUUGCGACAAUUCGGCACCGAUCCAGAAGACUGAAGAGAAGGCUGAGGCCUCUUUGAAUAACUUGGGGCCAGUUCCAGAAGAGUACGGAGACUCUCGUGACCAGGGGGGCAACUGGAGGGACUACAAAACUCUCUCCGACGUGGACAGCAUCACAUCUCACUGGCGUCUAGACAACCUU
This is a messenger RNA of Bipolaris victoriae FI3, 249 nucleotides long. RefSeq lists its product as hypothetical. The annotation marks the transcript as partial. The transcript has a single exon. NCBI's taxonomy places the organism in Eukaryota, Fungi, Ascomycota, Dothideomycetes, Pleosporales, Pleosporaceae. The record is from RefSeq and is a predicted model, not a curated record.